GUGAUUUCUGGUGAUUUUCAACUUGAUAAGUUGAGACUGUCAUAUGUCACCUGUUGGUAACACUGCUCGAAUACGAAACUUUCAUUUUUUUAUUGACAUUGACGUUUCAUUUUAUUCUUUUGAUUCAGUAUGUUUUUGUUUUAUUUUAAUACGUGGUUAAGUUUAAUAAUUUGAACAUUUUUUAUGAGUUAACAAGCUUUUUUUGCUUCACAUUUUAAUGUGCAAUAUUUUAAUUUUAUCGUUUUAUCAUGACGUCCAAACACUUCUGUUUGAAAUGGACCAGAUUCCAGUCAAAUAUUUUGAGCGCAUUCGAAAGUCUGCAAAAUACAGAAGAUUUGGCAGAUGUUACUUUAACAUGUGAGGGAAUUAAUAUCAAAGCCCACAAGUUCAUUUUAUCUGCGUGCAGUCCGUAUUUCCGGACCAUAUUUAAGGAAAACCCCUGUCCGCACCCAAUAGUUAUUCUUAAAGAUGUAGCUCAUGUGGAUUUGAUGGCAAUCAUAAAUUUUAUGUACCAAGGAGAAGUAACUGUAUCUGAGGAACAAUUAUCAUCGUUUUUUAACACUGCAAUGAUACUACAAGUUCUUGGUUUAAUGAAUAAUGAUAAUCCCCAAAAGAAGCAACAGUUUCCAACAAAAAAACCCAAAACUUCUUUAGACACUCAAGAUUCUCCUCAAAAAAAGGCUAAACUUUCACCUCCCAAGUUGAAAAAAGUAGUCCCUUUAAUAAGCAGUGUUGAAGAUGAUACAGCUGAUAAAAACUCAACAUCCCCAGCUCAUUUUGAGGUCGUAGAAUUGGACAAAAUAAAAACUGAGGAUGAAUUGGGAAAUAGUACAGAAGCAGACUAUGAUAUCAGUGAAAAUGUUGAGGUUCUUGUUGGAGACAAAAAUGAGCAGAGUUCAAUACUGGAGGCUGCACUUGAAGUACGUGAAAAACCAAGCAGUAUUUUGGAGAGAUCAUUAACAACCCAAGCAGGAAAAUCACCUUCGUCCCACGUCUUUCACAGUGAAAAAAACGUUCUACCGGAAGUUCCGAAGACCGUUUAUAUUCUACGUAAACCACCUGAGACAGAUCUAGAAAAAUAUUGUUCAAAAUCAGAGUCUACAAACCCUGCUAACUUUGAGUUCCCCUCAGAAUUUUUGCAGCAACGCAUAAAGACUGAAGACCAUCCUGAAAAUUUUGAGGCUAUGUCACUGGAUGAAUUAAAAGAAGCAAACCUAAGGAAUAUGAAUCUAGAGGUGCAGCCUGCCCAUCAUAGUUCACAGUGUGGAAAUUGUCCUCACUGUGGUAAAGUUUACUCGAAUCAAUCUGCUCUUAAGUACCAUGUGAGACUGGUGCAUUCAGAUCUGACUAACAUGUAUUGCUGCCAUCUUUGUCCAGAGUCUUUUGAUUACAGGGAGGGAUACAAGAAGCAUAUGGCAGAUGUGCAUCUGAUCAGGAAUUAGAUUUUUUAUUUUGUUAUUCUUUUUUUGUAACUGUUUUUUAUGUUAUCAUAUAUUUAAUAUAAAUUGGUUU
Psylliodes chrysocephalus is the source of this 1512-nucleotide messenger RNA. NCBI's taxonomy places the organism in Eukaryota, Metazoa, Arthropoda, Insecta, Coleoptera, Chrysomelidae. The record is from the annotation of a GenBank genome assembly.